AUGAUGUCAUUUCAGACACGCUAUAUACAAGACCACACUGAGGGGAAACACUGGGAAGUCGUUCCAAGAGGUUCCAUGCCAGAAGGCCACCGUGCCAUGCGUGGAGUAUGGUCCAUGAAGCGAAAGCGGAGAGUGGGAACCGGAGAAGUCUACAAAUGGAAGGCGAGAAUAUGCAUUGAUGGCAGUUCGCAAGAGAAAGGCGUCAACUAUUGGGAGACCUACUCCCCAGUUGUUGGUUGGGAGACAAUUCGAAGCCUACUGACACUGGCGAUACUCAAUGGAUGGACUACCAGACAAAUCAACUUCGUACUGGCAUUUCUACAAGCAGAAGUUGAAUGUCCGAUGUACAUGGAAAUUCCGAAAGAAUGUUACGUUGAUGGAUCGGAGUUGAACGAGAACAACGUUUUGCUUUUGAAGAAGAACUUAUAUGGGACCAAGCAGGCGAGCUGUGUGUGGUUCGAAUUUCUGAAGGAAGGACUGGAGGAAAUUGGUUUCGUACAGUCGAGUGAGGACAAGGCAGUCUUCUACAAAGGCGAGACGAUCUUUGUUGUAUAUGUUGAUGAUGGGAUUUUGAUGGGUCCAAACGGACAUGAAAUUGAUGACGUCAUCGGACAACUCGGACACAAGUAUAAAUUAACCGACAAAGGCGACCUAAACGAAUAUCUCGGCAUCAAAAUGAAGAGAACCAAAGACGGUCGUGAACUAACCCAACCAGCACUGAUCCAACGCAUAUUGCAGACGGUCGGAGUGUCGCUCAAUAGAGGAGAUCGGCAAGAAGUGAAAACCCCAGCGACAAAAACGUUACACAAAGAUGAAGGGGGUGAGAAGCGCCGAAUGAAUUGGGACUACAGAUCGGUGGUUGGGAUGCUGAAUUGGUUGGCACGUUCAACGCGUCCAGAACUCAUAUUUGCAGUGUCACAAGUUGGUAGGUUCAUGGCGUUUCCUAAGAAAUCCCAUGAAGAUGCGAUAAUGAGAAUAUGCACCUACUUGAGAGACACUCGAGACAAAGGAAUGAUCAUGAAACCUGACAAGAAUAAAGGAUUUGAGGUUUAUGCCGAUGCAGAUUUCGCUGGAGGAUACAACAAGCACAAUGCAGAAGACCCAGCAGCAGCAAAAUCACGAACUUGCUAUCACAUCAUGUUUAACAACUGCCUUGUAUAUUCCCACUCAAAACUUCAGGCAGAGAUUGCAUUGAGUACAACUGAAGCGGAGUACAUUUGCUUGUCCCAAGCGCUACGGACAGUGGUCAGUUUGAUGCGAUUCUUCAAAGAACUAGCAAGGAAGAUCAAAUCAUUCAAGUACAAACGACCAAGGUUCAAAUGCAAGGCAUUUGAAGACAACAAUGGCGCGAUAGCGAUCGCAACAACUGAAAACUUACGGCCACGAACAAAACACAUCAAUAUCAAAUACCAUCACUUCAAACGAUACGUGCGAAAAGGGUAUGUGACGAUUGAACGGAUAGACACAAUUGAUCAACUUGCCGACAUUGGUACCAAGCCUCUGUUGCCCCAUAUGUUCAUACCAUUGCGGAAAGCACUCAUUGGAUGGUAA
This is a messenger RNA of Cylindrotheca closterium, 1551 nucleotides long. NCBI's taxonomy places the organism in Eukaryota, Bacillariophyta, Bacillariophyceae, Bacillariales, Bacillariaceae. The record is from the annotation of a GenBank genome assembly.